GUUUAGGGUCGAAAGGGAGGGGGGGGGGCUGACAUGAUUCGUAGGAGAGCCUUAGCCCAUAAACAUGGCGAACCCCGUUUAUUGAAGAGAUGCAAGAACAAUGCCCCAAUUUAACCUAAAAUUUGAAUUUAUUUGGUUUUGUGUUCCAUCUCAACAUGGAUAGCAAUUUAUAAUUUUAGGAUUCGGCCAUGUAAACCUAUAAACUGAAAAUGUUGAAGCUAUUCCCGCGUAAACAAACGCCAUUUCGUUGCACCAAAUACCCUUCAAACCUUUGUAAAAUGGCAUCUUCCUCGUCGUCAUCGUCAUCCCAUCAUCUGACAAAGGAUAUCCUCAACACCCAAAACCCUCACCAAGCUCUCAAGCUUUUCAAUUCCAAUGCCAAUCUCUUAAACCCCUUGAAGAAUCUCGAGCCUUAUUCAGCCAUCAUUCACGUCAUGGCCCGUGCUAAACUCUACGAGGACGCCAGGUGUUUGAUAAAAUACCUCAUCAAAGCCCUCCAUAGCUCUUUGGAACCCCACCGUGCUUGCCACUUAAUUUUCAAUGCCCUUAACAGAUUGCAAACCUCAAAAUUCACUCCCAAUGUGUUUGGGUCAUUAAUCAUUGCAUUUUCCCAGAUGGGUUUAAUCGAAGAUGCCUUGUGGGUUUAUAGAAAUAUCAAAACUUUCCCUCAAAUGCAGGCUUGUAAUGCACUUUUAGAUGGGUUAAUUAAGUUGGGCAGGUUUGACUCCAUGUGGAAUCUUUACAAGGAAUUGCUUUCACAGGGGUUUUUGCCUAAUGUUGUUACUUAUGGGGUGUUGAUAAAUUGUUGUUGUUGUCAAGGUGAUGUUUUAAAGGCACACAACUUGUUUUAUGAACUGUUGAUGAAAGGAAUUCCACCCAAUGUUGUCGUCUACACUACUGUCAUAAAGUUACUUUGUAAUGAAGGUAAGAUGCUGGAGGCAGAACGUAUGUUUAGAUUGAUUAAAGAGGGUUAUUUCCUUCCAAAUUUGUACACUUAUAAUGUUUUGAUGAAUGGAUAUUUCAAGAUGGAUAGAGUCGAACGAGCCUUCGAAAUAUACAGGAUGAUGAUCAGUGAUAGGUUGGGACCAAAUAUUGUUACUUUUGGUAUCUUGAUUGAUGGACUUUGUAAGGUGGGUGAACUGACGGUAGCUAGGAGCUACUUUGUUUGUAUGGUUAAGUAUGGUGUUUUCCCCAAUAUUUUUGUCUACAAUUGUUUGAUUGAUGGCUACUGUAGGGCAGGCAAUGUUUCUGAAGCAGUGGAGUUGAGCUCAGAAAUGGAGAAGUUGGAAAUUUUGCCUGAUGUUAUCACAUAUAGCAUACUGAUUAAGGGUCUUUGUACUGUUGGUAAAGUGGAGGAAGGGAGCUUUUUAUUGCAGAAAAUGAACAAAGAUGGAGUUUUGGCUAAUUCUGUGACUUACAAUUCCCUCAUUGAUGGGUACUGUAAAGUGGGGAACAUGGAGAAGGCUUUGGAGAUAUGCUCUCAAAUGAACGAAAAUGGUGUAGAACCAAAUGUUAUCACUUUCUCUACAUUGAUUGAUGGUUAUUGCAAGACUGGAAACAUGGAAGCUGCCGUGGGAUUUUACUCCGAAAUGGUUAUCAAAGGUCUUGUUCCGGAUGUGGUGGCUUACACUGCUUUGAUUAAUGGGUAUUGUAAAAAUGGUAAUAUCAAGGAGGCAUUCCGGCUGCAUAAGGAGAUGCUGGAAUCAGGAUUAAUGCCCAAUGUUUUCACGUUAAGUAGUUUAAUCGAUGGCCUUUGCAAGGAUGGAAGAGUUUCGGAGGCUUUCAGCUUUUUCUUGGAGAAGAGUAAAGCUGGUAUUGGUGGAACAGUAACUAAUGAGUUUGAUGGUCUAUUUUGCUCCCCAAAUCAUGUGAUGUAUACAAGCUUGAUUCAGGCCAUGUGCAAGGAAGGCCAGGUGUUUGAAGCAAGUAAAAUUUUCUCGGAUUUGAGAUGCAGCGGUUUGAUGGUAGAUGCGCCCUUGUACAUUGUCAUGUUAAAGGGUCAUUUUCAAGCCAAGCAUAUGAUUGAUGUGAUGAUGUUGCUCGCGGAUAUGAUAAAGAUGGGCAUCAUGCCAAGCAUUGCCAUCGAUGCGGUUAUAGCCAGGGGUUAUCAAGAGAUUGGAGACCUUAGGUCUGCUCUAAGGUGCUCUGAGGAUUUAGCUGUUCAGGGCUCGGGCAUUUUGAAUCAAGGGGACGAAAAUGAACCUAACUAUACAGUAAAAGAGGACAGUAAGAUCUGUUUGUGAUUAGCAAUCAGUCUGGUGGGUGAAUUUCUCCCUGCAGUGAUGGCUCGUUCGCUCUCUGACCUUGAAGCUUGAGGUAGUGCAAUAUUUUUUGGCACUGCAUCGGCUUGUUUGCAGCUCAGAGGAGUAGUUCUGCAAUUACUUUAUGGUUGCUGCCAGUGAUCACUGAUCAUACUAGUUGAAAUGUUUGGAACUGGAGAGAUGCCGGACUUUUGUUGGAUACUUGAUGAACUGGAAUCUAGGCAUUACAUGUAUUGUUCAUAUCUGAAGUCCUGGAUGCUGAAAGCAAGCCAGCUAAGUUGAGUUCCUUGGCUGAAGAAACAUGAAGUUGUCAAUGACCAAAUAACUCAAAUUCUUUGGUGCUACCAAUGAAAAUUUUGGUAAGUUUUUAGCUUUAUUUAGGAGCCAAAGUGAAACAAUUAAAUUAUUUAAUGAAGAGUUGUGUUGUUUGCGCCCACAGAAACAGAAAUUGCAUGUGGGUAGUA
Gossypium raimondii (Peruvian cotton) is the source of this 2725-nucleotide messenger RNA. Its product is annotated as pentatricopeptide repeat-containing protein At5g61400. The coding region runs from base 210 to 2243 and encodes 677 amino acids. The transcript has a single exon. Gene Ontology annotation, molecular function: protein binding. The record is from RefSeq and is a predicted model, not a curated record. Lineage: Eukaryota; Viridiplantae; Streptophyta; Magnoliopsida; Malvales; Malvaceae.